This is a messenger RNA of Folsomia candida, 2676 nucleotides long. RefSeq lists its product as uncharacterized. The transcript is spliced from 6 exons. The record is from RefSeq and is a predicted model, not a curated record. NCBI's taxonomy places the organism in Eukaryota, Metazoa, Arthropoda, Collembola, Entomobryomorpha, Isotomidae. Bases 1044 to 2159 code for a protein of 371 amino acids.
UUUUUACGCAAGUUGGAAAGGGUUCUCCGUGCACUCUUCCUUCUCGCUAUCUGAUUCAAAACAAGUGAGGGUGCGAGUUAAGGUUCUUUUUAAAAUCGCCCAAAUAACAAAGCUACAAAGCGUCAUUUAGAAACUCAGUCAAGUUUGAAGUUUGAACAGCGAAGCAGUUGCAGAGCAUUAGAGCGUGUGUCGUGCUCUCUCAAGUUCCGAGCUGAUUUUCAUUCCAAUUUCUGCCAUUCAAGUUCCUUUGCUAUUUCCACUCCAGAAACUGUUUCUCGUCGUCGAACAAAGUCAAUCAGUAUCAGUCAGUUGUAUCAGUAUUUCCUAAUCGAAACCCUGGCGUAUCCUUCUGUUUAACUACUUUGGACAUAAAACAAAGAAAACCAGGCAGGCAGGCAGGAUUAGUAACUUGUGUACCAGUUAUUUUCCUUACCACUCGAGUGACGUUUUCAAAACGACGCGUUUCCUUCAUUGUACAAAGUUUUUAGUCAGAAUUCUAAUUUGUGGUUUCUCCCAACUAGUCUCUCUCCCAGAGAAUUUGAUAAGUUUGGAGUGAAAGCAAGUUUAUGCUUACAAAGUAGAUCAUAAAACAUUUUAUUGGUCUUAUUUUUGCGGGUAGAAGGUCCAUUAAGGUUUAUUAACUGCUCUUUUAAGUUGUACAAAGUUUUCCAUUUAACUUUAGAGGAAAUAUUUGAACAUUCCAGAUAUACAUAGAUAUGUACAAUUGUUACAAGCUAAAUACAUGUGCAAUACACAAUUGACAGUUCCUAACGUUGAGAUUGAGACACAUCGGGAGAUAUAACAGAAAUUCAUAAAUUUAAUCGAUAAACCUUCAAUAAAUAUACCUUGCCCAAUAACCGUGGGCACAGUAAGAAAGUAUCAAAAGACCAAAAAGUAACAAAAAUCUAAAGGAACUCACAUCCAGUUCUACAUGUCAUUAGUUUAAGUGUUGAAGUUACCGUGAAUAAAAAAGCAGGAUAACAUUUCCACAAGUUAAACAGCAUAACAAGAUUUGAGAUUGGUGUUGGUUUUAAAAACCGGAAAUGGGAUCCCCAUUUGCCAUGAAACAUCGUUGUAACCCCACGGCCAUGCAGUCAUCGCUCGCCCCUUGCGAAAUGAUGCCAUCAGUUUCAUCCCUUCGGGACCAAGCGUCCCGAUGUGGACGACUAAAAAAACUGAGCGGAAAGGGAAUUCUCACGUCUGGAACUUGGAGAGAGAGGUUUUGUCUUUUGGUGAAGAAUAAGCUCUACUACUAUGAAAAUGAUGAGGGAAAUGGGACAGAGAAGUACUGUGGAACUGUGAAUCUAGAUUAUUUCGAUACCUGCACAGAAGCUUCUACCCGGAUGGCCAGGAAAGCGACCAAUGUUUUGGUUAUUGGGUCGUCAGAUAAAGGAUUCUUCGAGUCUCAUUCGGGUCGACAUUACUUUUCGGCUGAAACACUUCCAGAAAUGAAGGAAUGGGUGAACGCAAUAAAUUCUGCAAUGAAAAAUCACAUCCGGAAAGAAAAAAAGACAACCAGGGAUGGAUCACUCACGCCAGGACAAACCAAGAGAGAUUCCUCAACGAAGACAAAGUCCAAGCAGCAGGAUGAUUCACCAACGGGAACCCUGCCCAGAACCGGUGCACGCCUCGACAACCUUACAAAAGGACGCCCUCGCGGUCCUCAAGGUCGACGGCUUCCACGAAAACCACAGCGUCCGAAUGGAACACCUAAUGAGACAGAUCCCGUACUGGACUCUGAGGACGAAAUGGGAGUGGCGAGGGAUUCUUCUCAUGGAAGAGCGGCAACCAUGGUGGAAUCUUCGUUAGAAACGAAUUUGAAAAUCAGGUUGGAAUUUGAAUCGAAGAGUGAGGAUGAAUUGAGGGUUAACAACUCGAUAUAUUUGAGUGACGCCACUUCUUGUUCUAACAACCAAUCCCCUAAUGCUAAACGCUUGAGUUUUGAACAAGCUUGGUUUAUAACUUUGCCUGAUUCUCCUCGUAAAUCUGGCAGCAAGUUGGAGGAGGAAGAUAACACGUCGGAUUAUUCAAGCAUGCACGGUUCUCCACCAUCUACCAAAAGCUCGAAACGGAGUCCUUCGGCAUCUCCCACUAACAAUCCACCUGCUCGAAACUCUCUCAAAAGUAGGCUCGAAAAAUUCCUUUGUUCAUUAUUGUAAACUGAAGAGACAAGAGCUCAGGAUGAUCCAGUUGUAGUACGUUUAAAAUCGCUAUAUUCUUACAUUCUGGAGAAAUACGCGUACUGCUGUGUUUUUUUACCAUACAUACUCCCAUAAUUUGGUUUUGUUGUAGCAGUCGAGGAUUAUGUACGCUGUUUCUUCUUCUCUAUGUUUAGAGCUCUAUAAUUAUUUUGAAAAUUGGAUAACACCACGCACAUACAUAUACUUUUUUAGGACAAUGACAACAAAUAAUUUUCGUGCUUGUAAUCGCAUGACUUUGUAAAUAUAUUAUAUGAUGAUAGUUGAAGUAAGAAUGAGUCAUAGGUGCGUCUAGUCGUUGUCAACUUUCCUCAACUCGACAUUAUGCUAUAUUAUAAAAGGGAAUAAGUGACUGUGAUUUCAAAAUUAAAUAAUCAAAUUAUACCCGUAGCUAGCCGCAUUAAAAAUUCGGAUGUGUGACAAAUUGAGUUUUUUAACUAAUGUGUGUGAUUUUCUAAUAAAUAUAUUUUAAAUAAUA